Molecule: messenger RNA, 735 nt
Organism: Galleria mellonella (greater wax moth)
Lineage: Eukaryota; Metazoa; Arthropoda; Insecta; Lepidoptera; Pyralidae
Product: succinate dehydrogenase assembly factor 2-B, mitochondrial-like
Exons: 3
Coding region: 158-580 (140 amino acids)
Biological process (GO): protein-FAD linkage; mitochondrial respiratory chain complex II assembly; tricarboxylic acid cycle
Cellular component (GO): mitochondrion
Source: RefSeq, a predicted model, not a curated record
AUAUAGCUGAUAUUAGUUGGCAACACAGGAUUUCAGCAUAAAUAUUUUCCUAUUUCCAAUGCGUACUAUUAAUUUUUUCAUUUUUAACUUCAACUAAUUUUCUUCAGUGUUUAUUUCCCUAUACUACUAUAUAGUGCACUAGUAUAUCUGUAGCAAUAUGUUGCGUCGACAAUUAGUUUCUAGCUUUACAAAAAAACUUGGCGGUAUAGCAUUUUAUGGUGAUACUACAAAACCUUUAGAUACCACUUACUUGGAAAUACCUGUUUAUGACAUAGAAAAACCACAAACAUUGGAGAAACGCAAAGCAAGACUUCACUACCAAUCACGUAAAAGGGGUAUGUUGGAAAAUGAUCUCCUACUGAGUACAUUUGCUAAAAAAUACUUGGAUGGGUUCAAUGAGCAGCAAACUAUGAUGUAUGAUCGUCUUAUCAAUUCACCGACUAAUGAUUGGGAUAUAUUUCAUUGGAUUGUUGAAAAGAAACCUACACCUAAGGAAUUUGACAAUGAGAUUAUGAACCUUUUAAAGAAACAUGCUAAAAAUGAAGAUAGAGUAUCUUUACGCCAACCUGACUUGAGCUAAAUUAUAAAAUGAUAUCCUUUAUUUUACAUAAAGAUUACAGGAUGUAACAUGUAGAUAAAUAAAUUAUUAUUAGGAUUAGUUUGUAGUUGUUACUAGUCAUUAAUUUCUGUUAAUAAUGCUUUUAAAUGUCACAUAAAUAUAUGUAUAUUACUUAU